AUGGCUACACAACGAGAGGAAGAUAUUAAGAUGAUGCUAGCCGCUCAGGUUCAUAUUGGUACACGCAAUGCUGAUUCUAAAAUGGCCGAUUACAUUUGGCGUCGUCGUAAUGAUGGAAUCCAUAUUAUUAACGUGGGGAAGACAUGGGAAAAGCUCAUGCUUGCUGCUCGUGUGAUUGUGGCUGUGGAAAACCCAGAGGAUGUGAUUGCCAUCUCAGCUCGUCCAUAUGGUCAGCGUGCUGUACUCAAGUUUGCGCAACACACUGGUUGUCAGGCUAUUGCCAGCCGCUUUACGCCUGGCACGUUUACGAAUCAGAUCACAAAGCAAUUUCGCGAACCACGUUUGCUAAUUAUCACGGAUCCACGCACUGAUUCCCAGGCUGUUCGUGAAUCUUCGUUUGUCAAUGUACCAGUAAUUGCCUUUUGCGACUCAGACUCGCCUCUUCAGUUUGUGGACGUAGCAAUUCCAGCCAACAACAAGGGCAAGCUCUCUAUUGGUUUGCUCUAUUGGUUGCUCGCUCGUGAGGUCUUGCGCCUUCGUGGUACAAUCUCGCGUACUUUGCCGUGGGAUGUGGUUGUGGACCUGUUCCUGUACCGUGAUCCGGAGGAGCUUAAGAAGGCCGAGGAAGCCCAGGCUACGGCUGCUGAGGAAGCUCAGACCCAUGCUGGUUGGGGUGAUGCCCCACAGACACCUGCAGAACCUACUCUGUAUGCUGCUGAGCCUGUAGCUGCCACUGCUGCUAAUGCAGAGUGGACUUCAGCUGGUAACUCGGAAUGGUCGGGUGAGGCUGGCGCUGUACCUGCUGCGUCAAACUGGGAUGCUCCAGCUCCUGCUGCUGGAUGGGACUAA
Peronospora belbahrii is the source of this 849-nucleotide messenger RNA. The record is from the annotation of a GenBank genome assembly. NCBI's taxonomy places the organism in Eukaryota, Oomycota, Peronosporomycetes, Peronosporales, Peronosporaceae.